This is a messenger RNA of Talpa occidentalis (Iberian mole), 2750 nucleotides long. RefSeq names its product MGAT4 family member C (gene MGAT4C). Gene Ontology annotation, molecular function: acetylglucosaminyltransferase activity. Lineage: Eukaryota; Metazoa; Chordata; Mammalia; Eulipotyphla; Talpidae. The record is from RefSeq and is a predicted model, not a curated record. The transcript has 10 exons. Bases 1083 to 2720 code for a protein of 545 amino acids. Gene Ontology annotation, biological process: protein N-linked glycosylation.
CCGCAUUGUGGAGUCCUGCUUUCAGACUGUUGCUGUGGGCAGCUGCCAGCUAAUCUCAACAGCCACACCUGUGAACCACCCUGAACUGGAGCCUGGCGCAUAGCUUGCAUGAGUGCCCACAUUGAUAGGAGAGCACAGCAUUGAAGGAGUGACCUAUUGUUUGUAGACACUAUCUGAGGUAAGAUAGCCAGCCACUGUGGCCUUAGAAAAUGUUCCCCCAGUUUGUUAAAUAAACCCCAUUGUUGUUCCCUGAGCCCGAGUGAUCCUGCAAUUGACAAGAAGGGUGAGAACCGUAGCACUGUCCUUUGACCCGCAAUAGCCCUGCUGUAGCAGUUUCAAUACAGAUGUUGCACAUUUAAAAAAAAGAAAAAAAAUCCUAUGGCAUUUGAAGAUCUUUUGUUCUUUUAAGAGGGUAUUAGCUAUUCCAUCUUAUGACUAUGUAAAGGAACUAGGAUUGUAAGAAGAAAUUCACGGACUCAAGCCUGACCAAGCCUUAUCCUGCCUGGUUGUGAGCUCUGUGGCAAGAAUAGCCUAUAAUGUGAGCUCAGGAGAGAGGAUUCCUUGCAGCUGGGGCAGAACCUAAAGGUGCUGAGAGCUGGAUUCUAUCUCAGGAGCUCACUCCCCAAAGCUUGGAAUAAUUAUUUGAAGCUCAGAGGAAAGCUAAGAGUGUGAUGGAGAGCUAAUAAUAGAGCUCUGAGAACAUUUAAUGGACAAGCAGAGGAAGAGAAUCUGAAAAGCAGCACGAGAGGACUAAAAGUUGGGAACACCAGAUUGCCAUCCCUGGGGAACAGAAUGCAACCGGGGAUCUAGAGAGCUGUCACAUUCCAAGAAAUAUUUAAAUUGUGCUGAUUUUCUUCUGGAGAACUGAGCCCAGGGAAUGAAACUCUCCAUCAAGUCAUAGCUUUGCGGGCAAUAGAUCAGAGGAUAUUGCCAGUUUUCUAAUGGAUUAUUGUUAUCGGGCAGGUUUUCUCUGAAGCUGUAUUCUAUUCAGAAUCAAACCUGUUAGACCUGCCUUCUGCUGACGUCUCAGCUGCUGUUACAUCCUUCUUGGAUGGGGACUGGAGAUCAGCCAAAUCAGUUGUAUGCACAAAGCUGCUUUGGAUCCGUCUUUUCAAACAAGAGCUGCAGAAAACGUUAUUGCAAGGUUGAAGCUUUAUCCCACUCUGGCUUACCCAGAAAGCACAACCCUGAUUUUGCAUGAGAAGGACAACAAACAGAACCUAAAAUUGUAUGAACAAGUUCUAUACCAGAAGGAGUAUGACAGCUGCUUUCUUAAGGAGAGAAUGUUUAAAUUUUAUCAAGUAAAACAUAUCUUUGAAAUACUGGAUAAAAUGAGAUGCCUGCGAAAACGUUCUACAGUAUCAUUCUUGGGAGUUCUUGUCAUUUUCCUUCUAUUUAUGAACUUGUACAUUGAAGAUAGCUAUGUUCUGGAAGGAGAUAAACAACUUAUAAGGGAAACAUCUACACAUCAACUGAAUUCAGAACGUUACGUGCACACUUUCAAAGAUUUAUCUAAUUUCUCAGGAGCCAUAAAUGUUACUUAUCGCUACCUAGCUGCCACACCUCUACAAAGAAAACGGUUUCUUACAAUUGGACUUUCAUCUGUGAAAAGAAAAAAAGGAAACUAUUUACUUGAGACAAUCAAGUCAAUUUUUGAGCAAUCCAGCUACGAAGAGCUGAAGGAAAUUUCAGUGGUGGUUCAUCUUGCAGAGUUUAAUUCAUCCUGGCGUGAGGUCAUGGUCCAGGAUAUUACACAAAAAUUUGCCCACCAUAUUAUUGCUGGAAGAUUAAUGGUUAUACAUGCUCCCGAGGAAUAUUACCCAAUUCUGGAUGGCCUUAAAAGAAAUUACAAUGAUCCAGAAGAUAGAGUGAGAUUUCGAUCCAAGCAAAAUGUAGAUUAUGCUUUUCUACUUAAUUUUUGUGCCAAUACUUCGGACUAUUAUGUAAUGCUUGAAGAUGAUGUUCGAUGUUCAAAAAAUUUCUUAACUGCCAUCAAGAAAGUCAUUACCUCCCUAGAAGGAACUUACUGGGUCACUCUUGAGUUCUCCAAGCUUGGAUACAUUGGAAAACUUUAUCAUUCUCAUGAUCUCCCACGUUUGGCACAUUUUUUAUUAAUGUUUUAUCAAGAAAUGCCUUGUGAUUGGCUAUUGACUCAUUUCCGGGGCUUGUUGGCUCAGAAAAAUGUGAUUCGUUUUAAACCAUCUCUCUUUCAACACAUGGGCUAUUAUUCAUCAUACAAAGGGACUGAGAAUAAGCUGAAGGAUGAUGAUUUUGAAGAUGAGUCAUUUGACAUUCCUGAUAACCCUCCUGCAAGUCUAUAUACCAACAUCAAUGUUUUUGAAAAUUAUGAAGCAAGCAAGGCUUAUAGUAGUGUUGAUGAGUAUUUUUGGGGAAAACCACCAUUAACAGGAGAUGUCUUUGUGAUUAUAUUUGAAAAUCCAAUUAUAAUUAAAAAAAUUAAAGUGAAUACUGGAACAGAAGAUCGGCAAAAUGACAUUUUACAUCAUGGAGCCCUAGAUGUUGGGGAAAAUGUUGUACCUUUCAAACAAAGUAGACAAUGUCUUACUUACUUAAGACUAGGGGAAUUCAAAAAUGGAAACUUUGAAAUGUCAGAUGUAAAUCAGAAAGUUCCAUUUGAUAUCCAUUGUAUAAGGAUAUAUGUUACAAAAACACAAAAAGAGUGGCUGAUCAUUAGGAGUAUUAGCAUUUGGACUUCUUAGCUAAUUAAAUCCAUACAAUCAGUAACUGAA